UGCCGCCGCCGCCCUGGUGGAAGCAGCAGCCUCGGCCCCCACCCCAGACCCGGAGCCUCCGCGCCGAGACCCCGGCGAGCCCGCGGGACAGCCUCGGCCUCGGGACACCACCCCUGGCAGACGCUGCGCGCUCCUGGCCUCCUGCGCUGCCCCCAUGAAGAAGACCAACAUGUGGUUCCUGGAGCGGCUGCGGGGGUCCGGGGAGAACGGCGCGGCGGGGGGCGAGGCGGGAGACAAGGCCUCCAAGGGGCCCCUGUACAGCAACGUGCUCACGCCCGACAAGAUCCCCGACUUCUUCAUCCCCCCCAAGCUGCCGGCCAGCCCCGCGGAGCCGGAAGGGCCGGCGGAGCAGGGCCCGGCCGCCGAGCCGACCCCGGCCGCGGCUUCGCCCCGCCGCGCCCCGCGGAGCCCCCGGCUGCCCGCCAAGCUGGCGGCCGAGAGCAAGAGCCUGCUGAAGGCGGCCACCCGGCAUGUGAUCCAGAUCGAGAGCGCCGAGGACUGGCCGGCCGAGGAGGCCGCCACCAACGCCGACCCCCAGGCGCAGGGGGCCAUGUCCCUGCCCUCCGUGCCCAAGGCGCACACGUCCUACGGCUUCGCCACGCUGGCCGAGAGCCCGCACACGCGGCGCAAGGAGUCCCUGUUCCACAGCGAGCACGGCGCCCUGGCCCAGGUGGGCUCCCCGGGGGCGCGGCGCCGCAAGGGGGGCGGCAAGGCCAACGGGGGCGACGGCGCGUCCCGGGAGGCGGGCGGCGCGCUCAUGAGCCCCAGCCGCUACUUCAGCGGCGGGGAGAGUGACACGGGGUCCUCGGCCGAGUCGUCCCCGUUCGGGUCCCCGCUGCUCUCGCGCUCCGUGUCGCUGCUCAAAGGCUUCGCCCAGGACAGCCAGGCCAAGGUGAGCCAGCUCAAGCACUCGGUGGGCCGCCACGGCUCCCUGUCGGCGGACGACAGCACGCCCGACACCAGCCCGGGCGCCCGGCGCCGCCUCACUCGCCGGGCCGCCCCGGAGCCGGGCGGCGCGGAGCCGGGCCCGGUGCCCCGCGCGGAGCACGCGGUGCGCAUGGGCCCGCGGGGCAGCGUGCGGCUGCUGGCCGAGUACGAGGCGGCCCAGGCGCGGCUGCGGGUGCGCCUGCUGGCCGCCGAGGGUCUGUACGACCACCUCUGCGAUGCCCGAAGCAUCAACUGCUGCGUGGGCCUGUGCCUGGUCCCCGGGAAGCUCCAGAAGCAGCGCAGCACCAUCAUCAAGAACAGCCGCCACCCCGUCUUCAACGAGGACUUCUUUUUCGACGGCCUCGGGCCGGCCAGCGCCCGGAAACUGGCCCUCAGGAUCAAGGUGGUCAACAAGGGCAGCAGCCUCAAGCGGGACACGCUGCUGGGGGAGAAGGAGCUGCCCCUGACCUCCCUGCUCCCCUUCUUGUAAAGGCCCCCCGGCUGCCGCCCUCCGUGCCUCCCGCAGGUGCCCAGGGGAGACCCACCUCCCCUCCCCACUCGGAUUCCGACGGGCGGGCGGCAGGAGGCUCAUUGGCUGCGCCAGGGCCCGGGGGGGGGGGG
Messenger RNA from Myotis daubentonii (Daubenton's bat), 1548 nucleotides. RefSeq names its product C2 calcium dependent domain containing 4C (gene C2CD4C). Lineage: Eukaryota; Metazoa; Chordata; Mammalia; Chiroptera; Vespertilionidae. The record is from RefSeq and is a predicted model, not a curated record.